UAGAAAAACCAUAUAAUCAACACAAGCUGGAAAUAAAAUUUGUUUUGAAUCUACAAUCUGCCUUACGGAAACGUUUUGUAUUUCAGGUUACACUUUAAGCAAGCAGAAUGUCAGGAUUUAAUUUUGGAGGUGGGGGUGGAUCUAGUGGUUUUAGCUUUGGGACAGCUGCUCAGGCAGCAACAACAACAGCAGCAGCUGUUGCACCAAGCGGUAGUUUCAGCUUCAGUUCUCCUGCUACAAGUUCAGCUGGAGGAAGCUCAGGAUUCAGUUUUGGCAAACCAGCAACCUCUACUGCAACUUUAGGAGGAGGUUUUAGCUUUAAUCACCCUGCUGCUUCUGCUACUGGAAGUGCUGCACCCAUAGGAGGGUCAUUUUUCAAUAAUCCAGCCAGUACAGCUUCUGGUGGCAGCCUACUAGGAAAUCCUCCAGCAGCUUCAACAGCUGGGAUUGGAUUUAGUUUCACUAGUGGAAGCAACUUCAGCUUCACACCCACUUCAGCACCUGCUAGUACUGGAGGCCUUGGAACAGCAACUCCCGGACUUGGAACAGUAGCUCCCGGACUUGGAACAGCAGCUCCUGGACUUGGAACAGCAGCUUCUGGAGUUGGAACAGCAGCUCCUGGACUUGGAACAGCAGCUUCUUCUGGUGGAUCUUCAGGGUUUUCUUUCUCUCUUCCAAGUUCUGUACCAGCAGCAUCACAGCCUGCAUUGCAGGCUGCAACAUCUUCAGCUUCAACAUUGUUCUCCUUGACAGUAAAACCAGCAUCAACAGGAGGAAGUCUUACAGUUGGUGGAAAGUCUUACCCUAGUACAACAGGAGGGAUGCCAUCACUCUUAUCAACAUUAAGCUCUACAACAACUGCCACAAGUGCAACAGCUACUGGGCUUGGGCAAGCUCUAAGUGCUACAACAGCACCUGCACCAAGUCUGCCAGCAACCUCUGGUGCCACAACAGGUGUAUUUCUUAAGAGUGGAGUUGCAACACCUGCUCCAAUCACAGCUGCUGCCACACCAUCUAUCUUGGGCAUGAAACUGGCAGGAAACACCACAGCUUCACCGUCUGGUGCAGUUCCAGCUCUUGGCUCAUCCACACUCCUUGCUAAGCCUGCUUCCUCUGCACCCUCACUAACCUCUGGCUUCCCUCUUACCACAACAUCAACAGCAACAUCUAGUGUGCCAGCAUCAACUCCUGCCUUGGCUACUCUUACAACAGCUACAAGCACAAGCAGCGCAUCUAUCACAGCAGCACCUACAGCUACUACUCCCACGCUCAGUGUAAGAGGAUUAGAAGAAAAGGUGAACAAGUGGGUAUCUGAGAUGCGAGAACAGGAGGAGCGACUGAUGAGGCAGGCUGCACAUGUCAAUGCUUGGGACCAGCUUCUUCAGAAAGGGCAUGACCAGGUUCAGCAGCUUCGUGACACCCUUAACACUGUGGAAGUGGAUCAGCAGAGACUGCAAGCAGAGUUGGAUUUCAUUCAAGGUCAGCAGCAAGAAUUAGAGCAGCUGAUUGAACCUUUGGAAUCUGCUGCAGCAACUACAUCCCCGGCACAGCACCAGGGUGAUCGCCAGAGAGAGAACAUGUAUCACAUAGCACAGAACCUUGACUCCCAGCUUCGCCAGAUGACAGAUGACUUGUGUAAGGUUAUUGAGCAUUUGAACAACAACAACUCCUCCUCACAGGCCUCUGACCCAGUUACAACAAUUGCCAGAGUGCUGUCAGCACACAUGGACACCUUAAAAUGGGUUGAUCAAAACUCUGCAUUACUUUCCCAAAAGGUAGAUGAUCUCUCUAGAGCAGCUGACUCCAAAAGGAGAGACUGAGAUGUAUAUGAAAUAAUUAUUAAGGUAUGAAGAAGUUAAUGUUAAUUUUGAUGAUGUAAUCAAUGGCUAUAUUCUUUCUUUUUUUAUUAAUAUAUAUUA
Molecule: messenger RNA, 1919 nt
Organism: Penaeus monodon (black tiger shrimp)
Lineage: Eukaryota; Metazoa; Arthropoda; Malacostraca; Decapoda; Penaeidae
Product: nuclear pore glycoprotein p62-like
Exons: 10
Coding region: 108-1820 (570 amino acids)
Biological process (GO): RNA export from nucleus; protein import into nucleus
Cellular component (GO): nuclear pore central transport channel; nuclear pore
Molecular function (GO): structural constituent of nuclear pore; phospholipid binding
Source: RefSeq, a predicted model, not a curated record